AUGGGUUAUGACAGUCUAGGACACCAACUCACUGGGCCACAAACCCCCAAAGACACCAAGCCACCUGCCAUGGAGCAAAUGCCAUGCCCCCUACCCAAGGCCAACCCUUCUGGAUUGGCUAGUCAGUCCAUUGCCACCUGGGGUCAGCCCACCAGGCCCCAGCCUGUCUUUGCCCAACCUACUCCAGUCCAGGUUCCCCCCCAAGUCCCUACUCCCCCUUCACCUGCAGCUUUCAGACUCUGCUCCCCUGCACCCACUCCUCUCCCGGCUCCAACAGCCACCUAUGCCGCCCCAGUGAAGGUGGACCACCCCAAUGCAUAUACCAGGAAAGUAGGCAGCAAAGCCAAGCAAUGGCUCAUGCAGAUGUUGGCCUGGACAUGGCUAAACUCCUGCAUGUUCCCCAUGGAUCAGGAGGUUCUAUCCUUCCUCCUAAUGAACAUGAAGGACACUGCAGGGGCCUGGGCCCAUCCUCACCUUGACCAACUUGGGUCACAUUGA
Molecule: messenger RNA, 498 nt
Organism: Rhizoctonia solani
Lineage: Eukaryota; Fungi; Basidiomycota; Agaricomycetes; Cantharellales; Ceratobasidiaceae
Product: Retrotransposon-derived protein PEG10
Exons: 1
Coding region: 1-498 (165 amino acids)
Source: RefSeq, a predicted model, not a curated record